AUGGGCACUUCGCUGUCAAGAAGUUUUUCACGCUACUGGAAUCGUAACGAACGACGGCUUCUAUUGGUGGGCCUGGAUGGCGCUGGAAAGACAACCAUCUUGUAUCAUCUGCGCUUAGGGAAGGCCAUCGCUAGCAUUCCCACCGUAGGUUUUAACGUUGAGACCAUCAAAUUCGACGGCCUUAAGCUCAAUAUUUGGGAUGUCGGAGGACAGGACACUUUGAGACCAUAUUGGAGGCAUCACUUUACCGGAACUCAGGGAAUCAUAUUUGUUUUAGAUAGUGCAGAUGAUCAGCGAUUAGAGCUCGCAAAGGCUGAACUUAAUGGAAUGCUUGUUGAUACUCAGCUGCAAGAGGCUUGCCUGUUGAUUAUUCUGAACAAGCGAGAUCUGCCGGGCGCAAAAGAGGUUCAGGAGCUCAUAGAUACUUUAGAAUUUCAAGAGAACUGCGCCAAAGUUAAUCGUCGUGUAAGGGUGCAACCCACAGUGGCCACAACAGGUGAAGGAUUGAAUGAUGGAAUCUCGUGGCUUUGUGAGAACAUGAUAGCACUUUAA
Messenger RNA from Plasmopara halstedii, 552 nucleotides. RefSeq names its product adp-ribosylation factor 6. Gene Ontology annotation, biological process: intracellular protein transport; vesicle-mediated transport. Gene Ontology annotation, molecular function: GTPase activity; GTP binding. Gene Ontology annotation, cellular component: cytoplasm. Lineage: Eukaryota; Oomycota; Peronosporomycetes; Peronosporales; Peronosporaceae. The record is from RefSeq and is a predicted model, not a curated record. The transcript has 3 exons. Bases 1 to 552 code for a protein of 183 amino acids.